GAGUUCUUCGCGCUGCCGCCCAUCCCCGCCAAGCACCUCGCUCCGUACGGGGUCGCGCUGGACGGGGUGGAGGGCGAGUCGCUCCUGCUGCCCCAGGUGGUGGCGCUGCCGAUGGGCUUCAGCUGGGCCUUGCACCUCUGCCAGACGGUGCUGGAGGCAUCGUUGGGCCGUGCUGGGUUCCCUCAGAGUGACCUCAUCCUCGACGGCCGCUGCGGCUGCCAGCUCACGAGCGACUUGGACUCGGUCGCGGGCGCUGGCUAUGUGGACAACUACUUCGUCCUCGGCGGCUCCCCAAAGGUUGUGAGCGAGCGGCUGCAGGCCAUCGCCGACGAUCUGACGCGCCACGGGCUCACCGUGCACGAGCUCGAGCCGCCCUCCCAGGACCGCGACUUUCUGGGGCCAUCGCUGCGCGAGGGGCGCUGGCUCAGCCUCAGGGCGCGCAAUAUCUGGCGGCUGCGCGCGGCCAUCCGCGCCACGCUUCGGAGGCAGGUCAUCAGCGGCUUCUUGCUGCGUGUCCUGACCGGCCACAUCACCUGGGCGCUGCUGCUGCGAAGGGAGCUGCUGUGCAUCCUCGGGGCCACCUACGCCUACGUCGAGGCCACUGGGCCAGUAGCGUCACCGCUUUGGCCCGCUGUCCGCCGUGAGCUGCAGCUAGUCCACGACCUGCUGCCGCUCUGCAUUGCUGACCUUGGUGCCCCGCGGCGCGGGCGAGUUGCUUGCACGGACGCCUCGCCAUUUGGGCUGGGCGUCGUCGCUCGCCGCGCCCCAAAGGACUGCGUGGGCACCAUUGGUAGAGUUGCUGAAAGAUGGAGGUACAAGGGCGACUUCGGGGUGAGUACUCAGCUCGUCGGGGAUGUCAUCACCGAGGGCCUGCCGUUCGAGGGCGUCUUGGGAGAGGCCUCUGAGGGCCCGGUCGGGCUGCAGCUACCGAGGGCUCCUAGGGCCACCGACAAGUCGAUCAUGGACAUGAGGCCCGUGGUGGACUUCGACGAGGUCCCGCCCCACUUCAUCCGUGGGCCCGCCUGGGGCUCCGUCGCCGCCGUGUACAUCAAGGGGAGGGCCGACAUCCUGGCCCUGGAGGGGGAAGCGCUCGUCCUUGGGCAUCGGCACCUCCUGAGGUCCACAUCCGCAUUCGGGUCUCGGUUCCUCAUCCUCUCCGACAACCUGCCACUCGUCUUGUCCGUCGGGAAGGGCCGGGCCCGCAGUAAGCACCUCCAGAGCACGCUUCGCAAGAUCUGCGCGCUCUCCGUGGCCACUGGCUCAACCUUGGCAGUGAGAUGGAUACCCUCGGAGGCCAACCCCUCCGACGCGCUCAGCCGCGGGCGCGCUGGCUGGUUCUCUGGCAGUCGGCCUGCGCCGCUGCCCCCUGGUGGCGGGCUGCUCGCCCAUGCGCGGGCGAGCCGUGCGAAGGCGCUAGCGGCGGAGACGGCCGCGGUGGCGGGGCUGUCGCUGCUCGAGCGGCUGGCGGCGAGGAGCUCGACGGCGCGCCUCUACCAGGGGGCUCUCACCAGCUUCGUCGGUUUCUGUGUCGAGCGCCGCCUGGACUGGGCGACCCACUCGGGCCUGGACGACACGCUGGUGAGGUACAUGGACAACGAGUUCCUCCUCGGCGGCGGCGGCAACCAAGGGAACGUCCUCUUGGCGGCGGUGGCGCACUUCCUCGGCUCGUUCCACAAGCGGACUGCGCUGCUGCUGCCGAGGGCUCACCGCGCAGCCGCGGCGUGGGCGCGGCGCGCACCAGGGCGCACCCGGCUGCCACUGCCGCGUCGCGUGGUGUUCGCCUUGGCUGGCCUCCUGGUUCACGACGGGUCUCCACGGCUGGCCAUCUGCAUCCUCGUCAUGUUCGCCUCGUACCUCAGGCCUGGGGAGGCAGCGAAGCUGCGCGGGCGGCAUCUGAUACCGCCGUCGGAGGCGGCGGGCGCCGGCUACCAGUUCUUCGGGCUGCUCCUGCACGAGAGCGGGCAGGAGCCAGGCAAGACGGGCGUGAACGACGAGAGCAUCCUCUUCGAUCGCGAGGCAUGGCUCAACCCGCUGCUGCACGCUCUGAAGCAGUCCACGGCGCCGUCGGAGCCGCUGUGGGGCCAGGAGGUGGACCGACUGAGCGUGCUGUUCGCUCAGGCCUGCCGUCGGCUGUCGCUGGAUCGGCUUCGCCCGCACUUGCACAGCUUGCGCCACGGGGGAGCCUCGGACGACAUGCUCUCCCAGAGGCGCCAGCUGGGCGAGAUCCAGCGGCGCGGCCGCUGGCGGACAGCCAAGAGCCUGAACCGCUACACGAAGGAGACCAAGCUCUUGGACGAGCUCGCCUGGAUCCCGCCCGAGGUGAUGGAGCUCGGGGCCUUCGUCGAGAGCAACCUGGAGGCGCUGGUCGGCGGCUGCCUGCCCAACUGGCUAGCGACUGGCCGCGUCCCAGCCGCCGCCGCGUCGCUCUUCCGCCCGCUGCCUCAGGGAAGGCAGCCGGCCGCCAGAGGCCUGGCCCUCAGGCGCCGCCCCGUGCUGGAGCUCUUCUGCGGUGCCGGCAGGAUCGCCGAGGCGCUGCUUGCCCGCGGCGUCGCCGCGUUUGGGCUCGACUGGCAGCGCAGCCCACUGGAGGAUCACGUGCUGCCUGCCUUCAUCGCCACCGUCGUCGGCUGGAUCCG
Prorocentrum cordatum is the source of this 2636-nucleotide messenger RNA. The record is from the annotation of a GenBank genome assembly. NCBI's taxonomy places the organism in Eukaryota, Dinophyceae, Prorocentrales, Prorocentraceae.